Molecule: messenger RNA, 930 nt
Organism: Anisakis simplex (herring worm)
Lineage: Eukaryota; Metazoa; Nematoda; Chromadorea; Rhabditida; Anisakidae
Source: the annotation of a GenBank genome assembly
AUGUUGAGCACUCUCCGUUACGUUUCUGACUACUUAUUUGCGCUUGGCGGUUACCUUUAUGGACGUACGUUUCGCAAAACGAUGAACACAACGCUGACACCGAUCGAAUCUCGUCUACAACUCUCACCGAUUGUCUAUCGCAUUUUGGGUGCGAAUCCGAGUCCUUUAACUCUACGUGGCACGAAUACAUACCUCGUGGGCAAUGGAAAAAGUCGAAUUUUAAUCGAUACUGGUGAAUCAAAUGUGAUUCAAUAUAUUGACGAGUUACGUGAAGCGUUGGGCGAAUGCAGUAUAUCAUCGAUAAUAUGCACACAUUGGCAUGACGAUCAUGUUGGUGGUGUUAGUGAUGUCAUUGAUAAGAUAAUUGGCAAAUCUGUACCUGUUUACAAGUUCAAACGUACUGAUCUGAAUGAGAAUGAUUCAAAGUAUCACUACGUUGAAGAUGGAUAUGUGCUUCAAACAGAAGGAGCUACGUUACGUCUCAUCUCAACGUCAGGUCAUACCACCGAUCAUAUGUCGAUUUAUUUGGAGGAAGAGAAUGCAGUAUUCAGUGGUGAUUGCAUAUUGGGUGAAGGAACAACUAUUUUUGAAGACCUUUUCACAUAUAUGCAAAGUCUGAAUAAACUUCUUCAGAUGAAACCGACUAGGAUUUAUCCAGGUCACGGGCCGGUGAUCGAGAAUCCAGUUGAAAAGAUACAAGAAUACAUCAAUCAUCGUAAUCAACGUGAACAACAAAUAUUGGCCGUGUUGAGUUCAUGCAAAACAGCAUCGAGUAUGCACAUCACUAAUGAGAUAUACAAAGACAUCUCUUUGGGCGUUAAAUUAGGGGCACUGAAUAACGUUAAUCAUCACCUCUCGAAACUGUUGAAAGAGAAUAAAGUGCAGAAGAUUGGAGUCGAUAGUUAUCGUUUGGUCGCAACCUCUGAAUGA